Messenger RNA from Zygosaccharomyces rouxii, 363 nucleotides. RefSeq names its product F1F0 ATP synthase subunit h (gene ATP14). Gene Ontology annotation, biological process: proton motive force-driven ATP synthesis. Bases 1 to 363 code for a protein of 120 amino acids. The record is from RefSeq and is a predicted model, not a curated record. Lineage: Eukaryota; Fungi; Ascomycota; Saccharomycetes; Saccharomycetales; Saccharomycetaceae. The transcript has a single exon.
AUGUUUAGAAUUGCUGCUCAGAGAAUUGGUCUAAAGAGUUUACGUGCUGCUCCUCAAGCUCGUCUUUUGUCAACUACUUUAACUAGACAGAAUGCCUUGCAGGAAUUGUACUUAAAGGAGCUAAAAAACGUUAAAUUAUCACCAUUGACAGCUCAAGACGCCGAAGGUAGUGUCAAACCAUGGAUAGAACCAUCUAAGCCAAGUAUCCCAGAAUUAGAAGCUCAAGGCGCAGAUGCAUUACAAGCUUACAAGGAUGAGCCUGUUGAAACUUCCUCAGAAGCCGUUGAUGGUCACGCUCAAGAGGCCGUCGAAGAAGAUUGGUUGGUCUUGGAAGACGCUGAAGAAGAAAGCUCCCACCAUUAG